AUGGACCUUCUUGAUUUAAAUAAAGUUUCUAGCUUCGAUAUUCUUAGCCUUCUGGUUGCAUCAGAUGAACUACUCUUAGAGGAAUUAUUUCAACAUGUUCAAAGCCAUCUUAUUAAGAAGGAGAGCGCCUGGAUUAAACAAAAUUUUGUUACUAUUUUACACACUAUUUUUCGACUUGUCAGUUGCAAAGAACUUAAGGAUUACUGCCUAGAAUUAAUUUGCGAUAAUCCCAAACCCCUCUUUGACUCCGAAAAUUUUCCAUCUCUUGAUAAGGAUAUUUUCUUACAAUUAAUUAAACGUGACGAACUAAACUUUGAGGAAGUAGAUAUCUGGGAACAUCUUAUUAAAUGGGGAAUUUACCAAACGCCCGGGAUUGAAGAGUUAACAGAUAAGACAAAGCUUUCAGAAAAAAAUUUUAAGGAAUUAAAGAAAACGGUCAAUCCUUUUAUUCCGUAUAUUAGAUUCUAUGAAAUCUCUUCGAAGGACUUCUUUAAUAAGGUUCGACCUUUUCGAAACGUUUUGCCGAGUAUACUCUUUGAAGACGUUAUGUCAUUCUUAAUGGCCAAGACAGAACCGACACAAGAGAGCCUUCCUUCGCGCAUGGGAUCUAUUAUCGACAAUUCAAAAAUCAUAACAAGAAAACAUGCGAAUAUUAUUUCUAAUUGGAUUGAAAAAAAAGAUACUUUUGCGACUAUUAAUAAGCGAUAUCGGUAUUACUUUACUCUCCUUUACCGCGGAACUCGUGAUGGAUUUAAUGCUAACUCAUUUCACCAAAAAGUUAAUGGGCGAGGUCAGGCAAUCGCGGUUAUUAAAGUAAAAGAAUCUGAGGAAAUAAUUGGUGGAUUUAAUGCGAACGGUUGGAGUGGAAAUGGUUCAUAUAACCAAUAUAACACUUAUAACUGGAUUAAUAAUUACGAUAAUUUUAUAUUUUCCUUUGGUAGUCAAAAAAAUUAUAGAAUAGGUCGGUUUAACGGUUCAUAUGGUAUAUAUGAUCAAGCUGGCACCAUGAUAAAUUUCGGAAACAGUGAUUUGUUACUUAAUACUGGCCAAAACGGAUCAUGUAGUCAAAGUUCCUAUGAUAAAUGUAUUUUAGAUACUCGUAGUUUUUUUGCUGAAGAAUUGGAGGUAUUUAGUGUGGUGAAGAAAAAUCGGUAG
This is a messenger RNA of Acaulospora colombiana, 1155 nucleotides long. Lineage: Eukaryota; Fungi; Glomeromycota; Glomeromycetes; Diversisporales; Acaulosporaceae. The record is from the annotation of a GenBank genome assembly.